UGUUCAUUGCCAAAGGAAAUCUUUUGUUCGCCACAAUUCAUUAUGCCGCGCUGAAAACAUAUCCAUAAACAGGGACUUCCAAGUCUUCCUAAAUGGUUUACCAGCAUUUGGUCGCUCUGCCGUAAUGGUUCGUAUCAGCUUACGGCCAAGACUCCAGGGUUUGCGUGACUGAAGAGAGUUUCAAACUUGUUGCACAUUUCUUAUCCCACCCUGUUCGCUUCAAAGUCGGACCUUCUUCAAGAUCAGCCAUUGCGUACGUCAAAGCGGACAGGCUUCGGGUGACUUCUGUAUCGAUCAUUCUUUCUGACAAUCACAGGGUUAUCAAUGGCCGAGUGCCUUAAGUUAUAAUUUGAAAGAGCAAUGGAUUAACACUUGGACAUACGCUGAUGCUUUUGAAGGACCGUUGUUUAGAAAGCGUCUGGAUAUCUACUAAAACAAUAUUCUGAUCGUUAGACAUUGUGCGCCGAUUCCAUAAUGGGAAGACAAAGCGUGUUGGUGCAAAUGCAACUCUGUUAAAGUCAAGUUUAUAACUAUCCGAUACUUUGAAUCACUAUAUUUGUAAAUAAAUCUGGGUCGCCCGGCAUCGUGAUCCUGUCCCAACAUCUGGAGAUGUGGGCUCCCCGUCCCAGAAGCGCCUGUCCCGAGACCUUGAAGCAAACCUUGAGGGCGCUGGUGCUGCUUCUCUGUCUCUUAGUGGUCUCCAGCUCAGAAGAUCAGGAGGGAAUCAAUGCCGAGUCAUGGUUACGUCAGUUCGGCUACCUGUCCCAGGCCAGCAGGCAGAUGUCCACCUUGCACUCCUCCCAGGUUCUGGCCAAGGCCAUCGCAGACAUGCAGCGCUUCUACGGCCUGCAGGUGACCGGGAUUAUGGACCCCGCUACUGUCAGGGCCAUGCGACAGCCCCGGUGUGGUCUACCAGACAGGACACCAGAUGAGGUCCAUCAGGGCUCCAGAAGGAGACGAUACACUCUGACGGGACAGCAAUGGGACAAAGACGACCUCACCUACAGCCUGCUGAAGCAGAACAUCCCGGCCUCCCUGGGGGCGGGGCGUACGGCCUCCGCCCUCCGCAGGGCCUUCGACGUGUGGAGCCAGGCCACGCCCCUCACCUUCCAGGAGGUACCCGCCGACGACAACAACAUCCACAACAACAACAACAACAACGGCGUCGUCAGCGGCAACGGCAGCGCCUCGGCUCCCCUGGCCGACAUCCUGCUGCUCUUCGCCUCCGGUUUCCACGGCGACAUGUCCCUGUUUGACGGGGAGGGGGGGUCCCUGGCGCACGCCUACUACCCCGGCCCGGGGAUGGGCGGCGACACUCACUUUGACGCCGAAGAGCCCUGGACCCUGGACCACGAGGACCCCACAGGUAUAGACCUCUUCCUGGUGGCGGUCCACGAGCUGGGCCACGCCCUGGGGCUGGAGCACUCGGACCACCCGGACGCCGUCAUGGCUCCGUUCUACACCUGGACCCCAACGCACAACUUCACCUUGUCCCCGGACGACCGCAGCGCCAUACAGUACAUCUACGGCCCGCCCCGUGCCACCAACGCCCCGCCCACCUCCGCCCCGGCCCCGCCCCCGGACGGCGAGCCCGACCGCCCCGCCUCCGUUCCGUCCCCGCCGGAAGCGGAGCCCACCGUACCGCCUCCCCCGGACCCCCCGCCCCCACCCCCGCGGGCCCCCACCCGCCGGCCCCCCACCGAGCCCACCACCCGCGGCCCUGACCUCCGACCCCCAGCGCCUCCCAGGCCCACCGUCCCGGAGGUCCAGCCGCAGCCCGUCACCCCGGCGAUGACACCGGAAGACCCCCGCCUCCCCCCACAGCCUCCUCCCGAGCGCCCCCGCCCCCCGAAGCGGCCCGACCACCUGGCCCCGGACAUCUGCGAGGGGGACUUUGACUCGGUGACCGUCCUGAGGGGGGAGAUGUUUGUCUUCAAGGGUCGCUGGUUCUGGCGCGUCCGUAGGAACCGGGUCCUGGACAACUAUCCCAUGCCCAUCUCCGUCUUCUGGAACGGGUUACCCGAUGACAUCGACGCUGCGUACGAACGCCACGAUGGGAAAUUUGUCUUCUUCAAAGGAGAGCAGUACUGGGUGUUCCGGGAGGCUGACGUGUUGCCCGGAUACCCCCAACCCCUCCGGUCGUACGGUCGGGGCCUUCCCGAGGACCGCAUCGACACGGUGAUCUGGUGGGAGCCCAACGAACACACCUACUUCUUCAAGGGAGACAGAUACUGGAGGUACCACGAGGAGACCAGGCAGACGGACAAGGACUUCCCCAAAGCGCUCAGCCGCUGGGGGAAGAUCCCCUCCUCCCCACGGGGGGUCUUCCUCAGCGAUGACGGAGCCCACACCUACUUCUACAAAGGCAGCAGCUACUGGCGCUUCGACAACCGCAGGGGGGCGGCGGACCCCGGCUACCCCCGCUCCGUCCUCCGGGACUUCAUGGGCUGCAGGAACGCCCCGGACCCCCCGCCCGAGACGGAGACGGAGACGGAGCGCACGCAACCGGCCGCGCCCCCGCCCCCGCCGCCGCCCGGGGUCGACCCCCGCAGCCCCACCCACCGCGACCGAGACGCGGCGGACGUCCCGGGCGGGGGCGGGGCGGGCGACGGGGGGCGGGAGGAGGAGGAGGUGGUGGUGGAGCACGAGGUGGUGGUGAUGGUGCCCGAGGACGGGUCGAAGGUCAUGACGCUGGUGAUGGUGGUGGUGCCGCUGGUGCUGGUGGUCUGCAUCCUGGUGCUGGUGUACGCCAUCCUGCGCUCGCUGCAGAAGAAGGAGACGCCCCGCGUGCUGGUGCACUGCAAGCGCUCGCUACAGGACUGGGUCUGAGGCACACAGACGCACACACACACACACACACACACACACACACACACACACACACACACACACACACACACACACACACACACACACACACACACACACACACACACACACACACACUUAUAGACGCGUAUACACACAUAUACACACAUUUGUAGAUGCGCAAACACACACUAUAGAUGCAAACAUAUUGAACAUUUAAUGAUGCGUCCAGACACACACACACAUACUUUUAUACACAAACACACACACACACACUUAUAGAGACGUAUACACACAUAUGUAGAUGCGCAAUCACACACACUUAUAGACGCACACAUAGAGAACAUUUAAUGAUGCGUACUGACACACACACUUAUAGACACAUAUACACACAUACACGUUUAUAGAUGUGCAAACACGCAUACUAUAGAUGCAAACAUAUUGAACAAUUAAUGAUGCGUACAGACACACGCACAUACUUUUGUACACAAACACACACACACACACACUUAUAGAGACGUAUGCACACAUAUAGACACAUUUGUAGAUGCGCAAUCACACACACUUAUAGACACACACAUAGAGAACAUUUAAUGAUGCGUACUGACACACACACACUUAUAGACACAAUACACACAUAUACACAUUUAUAGAUGUGCAAACACGCAUACUAUAGAUGCAAACCUAUUGAACAUUUAAUGAUGCAUACAGACACAAACACACAUACUUUUAUGCACAAACACACACACACACACACACACUUAUCGACACGUAUACACACGCAUACACAUUUGUAGAUGCGCAAACACACACACUUGUAGACGCACACAUAGAGAACAUUUAAUGAUGCGUACUGACACACACACUUAUAGACACGCACGCAUAUACACAUUUGUAGAUGCGCAAACACACACACUUAUAGACGCACACAUCUAGAACAUUUAAUGAUGCGUGCAGACACACACUUUUAUAUACACACACACACACACACACACACACACACACACACACACACACACACACACACACACACACACACACACACACACACACACAUACACACAAACACACACACACUUGGGUUUAGGGCUAACACGCCUGGUAGGCUUCACAGUGAUGGAGCUCUUUCACACCCAUGACAGGUACAGACACACACUCGCCACUCAUGACCCCACCCAUGCCCAUAAUAUGAGCUGAUAGGUAGGAACCAAUGAGAAGUCUCUAUUUGUUGCCUCUGGUGCCUCAACCAACCUUGAGACAUUUGCACUUUUUAUUUUUCUUAUUCUGUUUAUGAUUUCCUUGUUUUAGUGAUGUGUGUGUGUGUGUGUGUGUGUGUGUGUGUGUGUGUGUGUGUGUGUGUGACGGAGGGAGGGAGCUGGAAUGUGUAACAGCUGAGUCCGUUUUCUGGCCUCUAUCUCCCACAGGGCUCACAACCACUGUCCUGUCUCUCACACAAACAUCCACACAGCCACACACACACACACACACACACACACACACACACACACACACACACACACACACACACACACACACACACACACACACACACACACACACACACAUGCCCACACACUCACACUUUGACCAAACAUUUAUGCCUCUAAUUUCUACAUACAACGCUACGUAUACACACUCUGCAAGAUCUGCAAGAACCGGCACACACUGCUAUUGUUGCACGCAGACACGCAGGCACCAACACACCCCCCCCCCCCCCAACCCCCCAACACACCAACACCCCAACAGUCGUACUACACUUGGGACUGUUUUGCCCCCAGAAUGCUACUAGUCACCACUAAGCCGUAGUUCUGGGUGACGGUGGACUGGUUUCUGUUCUACUGGUGGGCUGUUUGACGGCUCCCCAGGUUCGUGUGGGAACACGACUGCCGUUUGUUUUCACUGCGGAGGGCCCAAGAGGCGUCACAAGAAAGAGAGUCGAAAUAUGACGACCAGAAAGGGAAAUAAGGGCGAUAACCCUCCAGCCAAACAACUCUGUUAGAUCUGAUGCGCCGAUGUGUGCAUGGAGACAGAGCUGCAGACAGACAGGGUGCAAGAGACAGAGAGAGACAGAGAGAGCGAGGGAGAGAGAGAGACAGAGAGAGAGAGAGAGACAGAAUGGCGCUGGUCUGGUUUGUAUUAAAAACCACAUGUUGCUGAUUUACUUGCAUCAGGCUGAAGA
Messenger RNA from Gadus chalcogrammus (walleye pollock), 4987 nucleotides. It is a transcript of the gene mmp15a, whose product is annotated as matrix metallopeptidase 15a. The coding region runs from base 610 to 2829 and encodes 739 amino acids. Gene Ontology annotation, molecular function: zinc ion binding; metalloendopeptidase activity. The transcript has 10 exons. Gene Ontology annotation, cellular component: extracellular matrix. The record is from RefSeq and is a predicted model, not a curated record. Gene Ontology annotation, biological process: collagen catabolic process; proteolysis; extracellular matrix organization. NCBI's taxonomy places the organism in Eukaryota, Metazoa, Chordata, Actinopteri, Gadiformes, Gadidae.